Molecule: messenger RNA, 3030 nt
Organism: Doryrhamphus excisus (bluestripe pipefish)
Lineage: Eukaryota; Metazoa; Chordata; Actinopteri; Syngnathiformes; Syngnathidae
Gene: hcfc2
Product: host cell factor C2
Biological process (GO): chromatin remodeling; regulation of DNA-templated transcription
Cellular component (GO): histone methyltransferase complex
Molecular function (GO): transcription coactivator activity; protein binding
Source: RefSeq, a predicted model, not a curated record
UUCAACCUUGGCGCCGCCCACCUUUGAAACAUCAACAGCGCCAAAUUUCAGCUUCUCUGUUAAACAGGAAAAUGUCAAGCGAGGAGCCACAAUGGAGAAAAGUCCAUAGUAUAACAGGUGUAAUACCGCGUUCCAGACAUGGACACAGGGCAGUUGCCAUUCGGGAGUUGAUUGUCGUGUUCGGAGGUGGAAACGAAGGAAUAGCAGAGGACCUCCAUGUUUACAACACUGUGUCAAAGCAGUGGUUUCUGCCUGCUGUGAGGGGAGACAUCCCACCUGGCUGUGCUGCCCAUGGUUUAGUCUGUGAGGGCACUCGUAUACUGGUCUUUGGUGGAAUGGUGGAGUAUGGAAAAUACACCAGCAGCCUCUACGAACUUCAGGCUAAUAGAUGGCUUUGGAAAAAGUUGAAGCCCAAAGCGCCUAAGAAUGGCUUGCCUCCAUGCCCUCGUAUCGGACACAGCUUCACACUUUUGGGUAACAGGUGCUACGUGUUUGGCGGGCUAUCCAAUGUUAGCGAGGACCCCAACGGAAAUGUCCCACGGUACAUGGAUGACUUUUAUGAGUUGGAGCUACAGUCCGUAUCGGGCACAAGAGGCUGGAGCAUCCCAGAGACAAAAGGGGGUGGUCCUACAGCACGGGAGUCUCACACCGCUGUUGCCUAUGCUGGUCUUGGCUCUCCAAAGCUCUUUAUCUUUGGAGGAAUGCAAGGCCACCGGUUAGAUGACCUCUGGCAGCUUGACCUCAACACAAUGAUGUGGUCGAUGCCUGACACUAGUGGUUCUAUGCCACUACCCAGAAGCCUUCACUCUGCCAGUGUAAUUGGAAACAAAAUGUUUGUUUUUGGUGGCUGGAUUCCUGUUCCAGAGUCAGAGAAGCAAAAUGCGGCAGGAAUUAAAUGGAUCUGCACUAACUCCUUGAGUGUUCUUAACUUAGACACAAUGAUCUGGCAGAACCUGGGCCCAGAAUACGAUGACAUUGGGUCCCAGUUGCACAAGUCCCAGAUUGACACCCAGAAUGCCAGCAGACCCAAAGCCAGGGCUGGACACUGCACCGCUGCUGUCGGAUCCAGGCUCUACAUUUGGAGUGGCCGCGAUAGUUACCAUAAGAACUUGAGCUACCAAGUCUGCUGCAAGGACCUUUGGUACCUGGAGACAGAUCGACCAUCUUCAGCAGAUGCGGUGAUGCUGAUCAAAUCCACUGUCAGCAUGCUCCAUGUAGCAUGGCGCCCUCUUUCUGCAGCGGACUGUUACCUCCUCCAGAUUCAGCCUGUCAGUUCUGCAGGAAACGAGCAGCAAGCCAAACAGGCCGAUUCAACGGCAACAGAUGGCGAAAGCAAAGGUACACAAGAUUUCCAGUCCUCUCAGAGUGUAAGUGAAUGCAACACUGCAGAACAAGAGACCACUUCAUUGCAGCAGGAUGUCAGUCCAGUGAAAUCUUCCAAUAGCCAAGUCGACCCCCAAGAAGAACAACAUGCAGCUGAGAAGACAGCACACCAGAAUUCAGAGGAAGCACUUUGGUUUGACGUUGGGGUGUUCAAAACCCUCUUUUCUGAGGUCCUGUACUACUAUCUGCCUGCUGAGCACCACCAGGUGACCCUCAGCAGUCGGUCUUCCAUUACAAAAGAAUCCUACACUCAGAGGAAGCUUCCAGGCCCUCAGGAUUACCAGGACAGAGAGAAGAAGGAGCUGGCUCCAGGUCAGAGGUACAGGUUCAGAGUGGCAGGCAUCAACUGCUUAGGCCAAGGUGACUUCAGCCCAGUCAGUGAGUUCAAGACUUGCCAGCAUGGCUUUCCUGGAGCGCCCUCUGCUGUCAGGAUAACCAAGGCAAACGAUUUAGUCUACAUCACAUGGGAAGCUCCUCCUUCUCCAUCAGGCCGCAUCCUGGAGUAUUCCAUGUACAUGGCAGUAAAGAAAAGCCGCUCUUCCAGCUCUGAGGGUCCAGGCCAAUUGGCGUUCAUCCGAAUCUACCGUGGCACCAAGAUGUCUUGCACGGUUAGCUCCAACCAGCUGGACAACGCGCACCUUGACUGUUCCGCCUCCAGCCGCCCGGCUCUCGUCUUUCGUAUUGCCGCCAAAAACGAGCAAGGCUAUGGCCCAGCAACUCAGAUCCGCUGGAUUCAAGAUCCUUUUAAAGUACGAGCUGGAUCCAAGGCAGACAUUUGUACUGCUGAUGACCCCGAUGCUGCUGACAGCUCCAGCUGAAAAUAUUACCAAUGAAUAAUAUUACAAUGAGACUGCCCUCUGGAAAUCAAGCAAUAUACAACAGUACAUUUUGUGUACUAUAGUUUAUUUUUUUGCUAAUUUAUUUUUCGUAUUUAAAUAUUCCUUGUACAUAUUUUCAAAAAAUGUAUGUCUGACCAUUUCAUUAUAAAAUAAUUCACCAAAUAACUUUUGUAUGUUAUGUUAUAGCACUUGUGUUUUUAGCAUGGAUCAAUUUAAUUAAUGCUCCUAGGUUCGUAUAAUGGUUUAUCUUCAUCUUCAGUGUUCUCUCAAGCAGUGUUUCCCAACCUUUUUUGUGAUACCAUGAGUACCUCCUCACUCAUACAAGUUGAUAGUUCUCCAAAAGUAAAAUGUAACACUUACACUGACAUUUAGAACGGAGAGGCAGUAGGAAACUACACUCUGUUAGCAUAAUAUUGUCUUUUUUGUACAUGAAGGUACAUUUGAUCAUAUAUGAAUCAUCAUCGCGCACACGGAAAAGAAAAAAAAAUACUUUCUUUUUUUUUAAGUGAAUUGCUCUUGGGGGCCCCCUGGUGCUCACGACGGUGCCCUAAGCAAGUGCUUAGCCCGCUUGUGCCUUGGGGGGGCUAUGCUGACCAUCUUAGAUAAUAAAUGUUUUCUCUACUCCCUGCAAUUUGCUCCUGUACCACCGGGAUUACAUAAAGUGGUACGCGUGCACCGGGUUGGGAAACCCUGUUUUAGAGCAGGAAAGUGUCCAUCUCAGUUCUAGUGCUUAUAAUUACAAGAACGUUACAAAUCUAUUCUUAACACAGGUCCCCAUAUUCAUGCAAUAAAAUUAUAUUGUGUGGGA